UGGGUGUCACGCUGAAGUCUCGUGAGAGGUAGACGGAGGGGAAGGAUGGAAGGGGCGAAGGAUGCCGGCGGCGAUCGCUCGGCCAUUACCGUACAGGUCAAGUUCUGCGGCCGGACGCUGCCCGUCUCCCUCCCUAUGGACGCCACGGUUGCCGAUCUCAAAUCGUUGCUGCAGCCCGUGACCAACGUCCUCACUCGCGGCCAAACCCUAAUCUGCAAAGGAAAGGUUCUUGCAGAUAAAGUGAGCUUGAAGUCAGUGCCAGUCACGAAUGGCUCCAAGGUUAUGUUGAUAGCUUCUCAAGGUCUUCAUCAAGGGGAUGGUCCCAUAACCAAAGAUGCUGCUACUCAAUCAAUCAGCCCAAGGAAGCUUAUUGAUACUAAACAAACUCAAGUUAGUCACACAAGGACAAAUGUUGAGAAAAGUCGGUCUGAAAGAUGGAAGUUGACUGGUGUUGUAGCUCUAUCAGAGUGUCAUUUGGAGGCAAUGCCUGAAGAAGUUUGGUCUUGUGGACAUUCUGUAAGAGUAUUGGACGUCAGCAACAACUUGAUUAGAGAUGUACCAACUAAAGUUGGUGAUUUGAAGUUGCUGAAUAAAUUGUUGCUGAAUGCAAAUAAUAUAACAGAUGAGAGCAUAAGCUGGGAGGGUCUAUCAUCUUUAAAGUCUUUGACUAUCUUAUCAUUAAGCCAUAACUAUUUAACUACGUUGCCAUCUGCAGUGGGUACCUUGACUUCUCUUUGCCAACUUCAUAUUGCAAAUAACAAGAUAACAAGCUUACCUGAUGAAUUAGGAUUGCUCAAUCAACUUCAAAUUCUGAAGGUGGCCAACAACAGGUUGAGCUCCAUGCCUUCAUCUAUAGGAAAUUGUCGAGCCCUGGUUGAGAUUGAUUUAUCAUGUAAUCUACUAGUUGAUCUGCCAGAGACAGUUGGGAAUUUGCAAGAUUUAAAGGCUUUGAUUCUUAGAAACAAUGGUCUUAAAUCCCUUCCUCCAACAUUAUUUAAAAUGUGUUAUCAGCUGUCGACGCUUGAUCUUCAUGGCACAGAAAUUACAAAUGACUUUCUUCGCCAGAUUGAAGGAUGGGAAGAUUUUGAUGAACGAAGGCGGUCAAAGCAUCAGAAACAACUUGAUUUCCGUGUGGGAUCCUCAGGAGUGUUUGACGAGGGUGCUGAUGAUGACAGGGCCCUUAAAUAGGGUUAAUUGCUCUAGGUAUUAGAUUUGCUUAUUCCUUUUUCUUAUAAAGUUUAUCAGUUGCUCGUUGAUGAUUAUAUUUGCUAGUAGAGUUUAUGAUUGACUAGAAAACUUAUGAGAUAUACGUAUAUGAUUCCACAGCAGGUAUCUCUAUCAAUCUAUUUCUGGUCUGUUGUAAUGGUUUUACUGUAGCUUCGUGAUCUGUAAUGGUGGGAUAUCUAUUCAAAUAUUUUUUUUAUGUUAGCACGCA
This is a messenger RNA of Musa acuminata subsp. malaccensis (wild Malaysian banana), 1435 nucleotides long. Its product is annotated as plant intracellular Ras-group-related LRR protein 8. Lineage: Eukaryota; Viridiplantae; Streptophyta; Magnoliopsida; Zingiberales; Musaceae. The record is from RefSeq and is a predicted model, not a curated record. Gene Ontology annotation, molecular function: protein binding.